AUGGUACUGUAGAUCCAAGUAAAGAGACAGUAACGUUGCUCCAAGUGGAGAUAUACUAUUGUAAAGCAAACUCAAAUGCCUGGGGCGGCAGGGGGUGCCAUGCUGCCACUGUUGCUCAGCCGGGGUGGGAUGGCAGGGGAAGGUGUACUCCCGCUAAUGCUGAUGUCCAUGCUCAACCAGAACCAAGGUGGGGGCGCCGGAGGAGCAGCGGGCGGCAGCAUGUUGCCACUAAUGAUGAUGCUAAGGAGCGGCGGAGCUACUGA
Messenger RNA from Candidula unifasciata, 263 nucleotides. The record is from the annotation of a GenBank genome assembly. NCBI's taxonomy places the organism in Eukaryota, Metazoa, Mollusca, Gastropoda, Stylommatophora, Geomitridae.